AUGAUCUCAAACAGCGAGGUCACUAAGGAGAAAGAGCCGGUGAAACGCCGUGCCUGUGACGAGUGCCGGGCACGGAAACUUGCUUGCUCAAAAGAACCAGAUGGCUGUGCGCGGUGUAAGCGCGAAGGCGUUCACUGUAACUACUCGGCCCAGAAACCCAUGGGUCGGCCAAGGAAACGUCCUCACGUCGACGUGGCCGAGGCAUCGCGAAAGGAGGCAAAGACUGAUGAUGUUCCCCCCAGCGAGACGGCGGCCUUGACCUAUCCUGUUUCCAUGCCCUUUGACGGGACCCUCAACCUGGACCUGGACAUGUGCUUUCUCGACGUCACCAACACAGACAUAAAUUUCAGUGACAUAUUCGACCCAAAUUUCCAGUUCGGAUCGUAUGGCUUCCCCUUGUCCUUGGAUUAUGACAUCCCCCAACCGGGACCGGCACCCGGGCAAAUAGAGACCAUGCCCAAGGAGGAGACAAGACAUGCCAACCAAGCCUGGAUGGAUUCCACGGCUGCCGUCAACGCACAAUGGCAGCCGGUACUUGGGGGAUACCUCGAUGUCAACUUUGACAGCAUUGACGUACAAGCGUCCACAUCAGCUUGCUCCUCUUCAAUACAGCAAUACUCCUCGCCCUUCCCGAAGCGAGAACAACCAGAGGGAAUAUACCCAAACACAUCUCACAAUCACCACGGCUCCCGCCCGGCAUCACGAUCAGAGGUAUCCGAAUCAACCGUCCCCCAUCUGACUCCCGGCGGCUCCUCCACCACCAGUCCCAGCGACAGCACCAACACCAACGACCGCGCCGUCGGUGGCCAGCCCGCCGCUCAAUGUGCUUGCUCAGGCAAUCUCCGCGAGGCCAUGGAGUCUCUCCGCAUCGUGCCCACUGACAACAUCACCCAAGCGCUCUACACCGUCCGUACCGUGACCAAGAUAGCACACGAGACCAUCCUCUGCAGCAUCUGCGGCGACCCUCUCGGUGGCAGUUCCUCCUCUGCCGCCAACACCGACACCGACACCGACACCAAGACCGACAACAAAAGCAACAACAACUCCGACGAGAACGAACCCCCUGACUCGGCCAUCCAAAACAUGGUCCUCCUCGCCGCCAUCCUCCCCUCCCUCUCCUCGUCCUAUACCCUUCUCCUCGACCUCGUCGAAAAGGAGACUCUCUCCGCCACCUCUUCAGGCCGCCACAUCUUCUUCGAUUUAGAAGGCUACGGCGGACUCUGGGGUCCCAUUGCAACUUCCUGGAAGCGAUGCGAGGACAUGGUCGCCCUUCUCGCCCAGUCGCUGCCCCCCGCAACCUGGCGCCUGAUAGCCCGCGCCAUGCUCAAGCUGGAUGUGUACGGACAGGGCGGGGCGGCAGGGACGGCGAGUCAGAGGCCGGUGAUUAGCUUGGGUGAUGAUGAUGGUGGUUGUAUGAUUGGCAGCCGGGACAAGAGUAAUGGCAAUGGCCUUCAACAAGAGCCGUGCGAGAAGGUAGAGCAUAUUGGACUCAAAGAUAUCUUUGCGAGGUUGGAGGAGAGGUCGAGGAGACGACAGGAGAGGUUGGAGGCAUUGGUGGCGAGUGGGGAGUUGGAGGGGGUGAUUCCGUUGAUUUCCGGGGGUCUGGAUGUCGGGAGUGCUAGUGAGAAGUCGAUAUCGCCGACUGCGUCGACGGGAAUAACCACGACGCUGGCGGCGGCGGGCGAGGCGGAUGAAAAGAUGGAAGGAAAGGCGGACGGGAAGAAGACGAGGUCACCGGGUAUGAGGAUCAUUGCAUCUGCGAAGAGUGCGAUGGAUAGGUUGUUGAUUUCCUGAUUUCUUUCUGUUUUUUCCAAUUUUUUUUUCACCUUCUGGGCGGUGAUAAGGGCUUAGGAGGGAGGAUACGGAGUUGAACCCCCACAUAAGCGGAAGCUUCAUUGUUCUCUGUGGCUUUGGUAUGGCAUGACAGUUCUGUUACGUUCCAAGCGUGGAGUUCUGAGGUUUCCGGGUUUACUACUAGGUAUUAUUUGGGUGUAUGGACAUAGCGAUGGUAUGAAUGACCCUUUGUAUUUUGUUGUCACGUUUGGUUGCGAUUGGGAAGAGAGGUGAGUCUGGCUUCUAACAAUGAAAAUUUCUGAUGGUUCACUUACUAACGUGAAUCUGAUGGUUCGAACGGUUU
This is a messenger RNA of Neurospora tetrasperma FGSC 2508, 2137 nucleotides long. RefSeq lists its product as uncharacterized. Gene Ontology annotation, biological process: regulation of DNA-templated transcription. Bases 1 to 1794 code for a protein of 597 amino acids. The record is from RefSeq and is a predicted model, not a curated record. The transcript is spliced from 2 exons. NCBI's taxonomy places the organism in Eukaryota, Fungi, Ascomycota, Sordariomycetes, Sordariales, Sordariaceae. Gene Ontology annotation, molecular function: DNA-binding transcription factor activity, RNA polymerase II-specific; zinc ion binding.